Messenger RNA from Microplitis demolitor, 3249 nucleotides. RefSeq lists its product as uncharacterized. The record is from RefSeq and is a predicted model, not a curated record. Lineage: Eukaryota; Metazoa; Arthropoda; Insecta; Hymenoptera; Braconidae. The transcript has 4 exons. The coding region runs from base 1 to 3249 and encodes 1082 amino acids.
AUGGCCGCCGAAGCUCAAGUCGCUCUUCAAAUGAACCGCAUCGACACGAUGCGCAAUAUGUCUGCUCGCUUAACUGACGCUGUACUAGCUAACCAAGGUGCCGCCGCUAUUGAUGCUGAACUCGCUAUCCUCAAUGAUUUGUGGAAUCGCUUCAACACAACUCAUGAGAGAUUAUUCGACGAUGUACCUGAGAUCGUUGAAAAUGAAUACCACACAGGUAAUGCAUACGGUACAGCUAAUCUCAUAUACACAGAGCUCAGAGUGAGACUCAGCGCUGCUAGACCCGCUCCAGAACCUGCUCAUGAAGUUCAGCCCGCUAAUCACGAUCAGACCGCUUACUUUGGUGGAGUGCAUAAAUCUAACCUGCCACAAAUCAAGCUGCCAACUUUCCAAGGGUCGUAUGACGAGUGGGACUCGUUCAAGGACUUGUUCACGUCUCUCGUCAUUAAUGAAGAUUCGCUAACUGGGUCUCAGAAGAUGCAUUACCUGAAGACGCAGGUAAAAGGUGAGGCCGCUGCAUUACUCGCUAAUCUCCAGAUCACAGAUGACGCUUUCCAACCCGCUUGGGAGUUGCUGAAUACUCGCUACACAAAUCCACGUCGAUUGCUCGAUAUGCAUAUCGAUGAUUUGCUGGAUCGCCAACCGCUAACUUCACACUCUGCUGCUGAUUUGGACGCACUGUUACUCGCUAACAAAAAAUCGCUGGACGCUAUCGCUGCAUUGGGAAUUCCAAUUGGUGAGUUGGACCCCUUUUUAAUUCGUUUGACUGUUCGCUGCUUGCCUUCAGAUCUGAGGGUGGAAUGGAUGGCUUCGCUUGGGUUAUCCAAUGAGUUUCCCACUUACCAACAGCUGCACGACAUGCUAAAAGCAAAGGUGCGUGCGUGGGAAAAUUCAGAGAUUGGCGCAACCAUAACCUCUACACCUAAGAGUGCUAGUGAAAGACCACUAUCACCAAAGUCUUACGCUAAGUCAGCCGCUACAACCAAACAAGUUAAGUUUGGGAGCAGUAAAUCCGCUACUCCUGCUAGAUCAACGCCAUCUACAUCCACCGGUUCCGCUAGCUACGUCGCUUUCACUCCCAAGGAGCGUACGAGUGAACCGGGCAUGUGCCCAAUCUGCAGGGAGAAGCACUUCGUUCUAUUUUGCCCCAGCUACCAGAAGGCGUCGCCACUGAACAGAAGAACGAUCGUCCAGCAUUAUCGUCUCUGUUUCAAUUGCUUGGGACGCCACCGCUACGCUGACUGCAGGACUAAGCAGAAGUGCCGCCAUUGUGAUCAGCCACAUCACACGUCGACUCAUCUUGACGAUGGUGCUGCCGCUAAACCAGCACAGGACGCUCCUGUAGCUGACCCAGCUCAUUCGCUCAAUGUUUUACUCGCUACCGCUAUUGUUAAGUUGAAUUCGCUAACAGGAAGUACAUGUACAGCCCGUGUACUUAUUGAUCAAGGAUCGGAGUUAUCCUUUGUGACGCAUUCGCUAAUCAAGAAGCUGGAUAUUCAACUCAGUAAAGCAGCUGUACCAUUACGUGGAAUUGGUAAUGUGUCAGCUGGGCAUUCGCUUGGGUCAUGCAAGAUGACGCUGCAUUCGCUACACAACAACGCUUCUAUUACCAUCCAAGCUCAUGUGCUUGCUCUAUUGACGGUAAACUUACCGUCAUUUACGCUAACUAAGAAGAAGAAAUGGCCGCAUAUAACUGGGCUACAACUCGCUGAUCCAGACUUCUUGACAUCAAGACCUAUUGACAUCAUUCUGGGUGCAGCACCAGCUGCACAUAUAAUCAACGCUAAAAUACGAAAAGGAAGUGAAAAUGACCCAAUCGCUCAGUCAACAUCACUUGGUUGGAUCAUAUAUGGAUCUGUGGACACCGCUACAUCAAAAUUGACCGCUCAUGGUCAUCAUGUCGCUGUUGAUGAUCAACUACAAGACUUGUUAACCAAGUUUUGGUACCAAGAAGAGCCACAGACAGAAUUCGCUACACGCUAUACUGAAGAAGAAGAAGAGUGUGAACAACACUUUGUCAAUACACACUACAGACAGUCUGAUGGUCGAUAUGUCGUUCGCUUGCCGCUUAAAUCUUCGCCAAGUCAACUGGGUGAUUCGCUCAGAGCUGCACAAUACGCUUUACUACGUCUUCGCAAACGACUGGAAGCUGAUCCAGUCUACAAGAAGUUGUACUUCGACUUCCUGAAGGAGUAUGAAGACUUGGGGCACAUGAAACGUCUGAAAUUAAAGGAAUUACCACCGAACAGCUACCUGUUGCCUCAUCAUGGGGUUCUGAAAGAGCAGAGCACUACCACCAAGCUCAGAGUGGUAUUCAAUGGGUCCUGGAAAACUACAUCUGGCGUAUCUGUCAACGAGAUACUUCAUGUGGGCCCAAAGAUCCAAGUUGACAUCAGUGAUGUACUUAUUCGCAUUCGGUGCCAUCGCUAUUUAUUCGCUACUGACGUUACAAAAAUGUUUCGUCAGAUUGCAGUUGACAAGGAAGAUCAUCAUCUACAGUGCAUACUCUGGUUUGACGAAGAUGACAUCCCAAUAGUAUUUGCACUCGCUACUGUUACUUAUGGAACAACAUCGGCUCCAUAUCUCGCUGGAAGAGCACUCUUACAACUCGCUGAAGACGAAGGAAAAAAAUUUCCGAAGGCUGUCGAACCGCUAACUAAUACACGCUACGUUGACGACAUCUAUGGAGGUGCAGAUGAACUCGCUGAGGCAAUCCAAGUUGCUCUCGACACAAAAAAUAUGUGCGCCACAGGAUGUUUUCCGCUUGCCAAGUGGGCAAGUAAUUCAACUGAAUUACUUUCUCAAGUCGCUCCAAGUGAAACCCAAGAAGAUACACCAAGAGAGCUUGGGGAUACUACAGUAAAAGUGCUCGGGCUAACCUGGAAUUCAACACAGGAUAAAUUCCAGUUCGGAUAUUCGCUUCCAGAAGCAUCACCAACAACUAAACGCACAAUUUUAUCUGAAAUUGCUCGCUUGUUUGACCCACUGGGUUCCUUGGCACCGAUUAUCACACCUCAAAUGGAUCAACUAAGUGAAGAAGAAUUAGACUUUCUAAUAAACCAUCCGCCAAACGCUGUAUUUGAAGCAGAUUUAUUAACGAGUUACUUUGAAGAACCUAUUCAAGACUACAUUAAAAGACGUGAUAAAAACGUGUGUCCAUACUGUUGUGCAUUCAAAGACUCUGUAAAAAAACUGCAUCAAGUGAUUGAAAGUAUCGAAAAACUAGAAGAACGUAUCAACAAGAAAUAA